CUAACCCCUUAAGUGAAAUUGUGGAUAUUUUUCAAAUACACACGCCAACUCUUUCCGAACUAACCUAAGCAAGCUGUGCCGCUUUUGCCAAACACCAAACUAGUUCGGAGUUUUCAAGACAAUUACAAAAAUCUUCAUAAUUUUCAAAAUUGCUAGUCUUUAAUACUCUAAAUUUGUAAUUUUACUAUUUAUUUGCAAUCAUCAAUUGCAAUUUAAUAACAUCAUUAUUACUAAAUUGAAGAUUAUUUGAUUCCUUUUUAUUGGAAUUGGACUGGUGUGCUCAAUAAUAUAACAAAAAAUUUUACUUAAAAGCAAACAACAAAGAAACACAAAUAGACAAUGAGCGAAUUAACACGAUUACGAGAAUUUCUGAACGAAUUAAUACCUAGCGAAGAUCAGUUUCUGCGUCUCUAUCAAAACUUUUGCGCUCAAAUACGCAAAGGCUUGGGCGUGAAGACUAACAAGGAUGCAGACACAAAAUGUUACCUUACAUAUGUGCAGGAUUUUCCCCAUGGCAAUGAGACGGGUAAAUAUUUAGCACUCGAUUUGGGUGGAUCACGGUUUCGUGUGCUGCUUGUCACGCUGAAGGGCGAUCGUGACGUCGAACUAGUGUCAAAGAUUUAUGAUCUAACAGAGAAGGAAUUGCUCGGUAGCGGUACGCAACUGUUUGAUUACAUCGCCAGGUGUCUGCAUGAAUUUGUUUGUGAGCAAAAAGUCGAAGGCGAACACAUGGCGCUGGGCUUCACAUUCUCAUUUCCAUGCGUGCAGACCGGCUUGAGUCGCGCUACACUGGUGCGUUGGACGAAAGGUUUCAAUUGUUCGGAUACAGUUGGUGAAGAUGUGGGCGUCAUGUUAAAGUCGGCAAUCUCACGACGCACUGGACUUAAAAUCGACAUGGUUGCCAUAUUGAACGAUACGACCGGUACACAAAUGUCCUGCGCCCAUCGCAAUCCGGCAUGUAAUAUCGGUUUGAUUGUCGGCACAGGCUGCAAUGCCUGCUAUACGGAAAAGGUGGAAAAUUGUGAACGUUUGGACUCCAAAUAUAAGGAUCGACCUAAGAUUAUAAUCAAUGUGGAGUGGGGCGCUUUCGGCGAAAAGGGUGGUCUUGAUCACUUACUAACCGAUUACGAUAGGAUUGUGGAUAAAAAUUCGUUGAAUGUGGGCUCACAGAUCUAUGAAAAAAUGGUAGCAGGCAUGUACAUGGGUGAACUGGUACGCCUGAUUAUGUUACGCGCCGUCAAUGAGAAUUUGAUAUUUGCACAAUGCAAGCUGCGCAAACAAAUCACGGACAUCCUGACGAAAAAGCCAAAUUGCAUUGAAACGAAGGUACUCUCCGAUUUAGCCAACGAUAAAGGUGACGACUGGCCAAUGGUAAAAGAUAUCUUCAAAGACAUAUUCCAUUUGCACGACGCCGAUCCUGAUGACUGCAUGAAAUUCAAAUAUAUUUGCGAUGUCGUAGCGAAGCGUUCCGGUAACAUGCUGGGCGUUACAUUAAGCAGUUUGGUGAACAAAGUUGGUGAAAGCUUCUCUAUCAUCGGUGUGGACGGCACUGUUUAUCGUUGUCAUCCGAACUUCGAUGGUUAUAUGCGCGAAACGUUGGAUCGUUUUGUGGAAAAGGAUCGCAAGUAUGACAUUAUGCUCUCAGAGGACGGUUCGGGUCGCGGUGCUGCAUUAGUAGCUGCUGUCGUUCAUAGGGAGUACAUUGAAAGAAAAUCAUUAAAUGCCAGAUUACAUAAUUAAACUCUGACAAUCUUUGGACACACCACAAAUCAGAUGACAGUUAAAAAAAAAAAAAUAGCACAAAAUUAUAAGGAAUAAAUACAGUGUGUGUAAUGCAUUGAAAAAAAAA
This is a messenger RNA of Bactrocera oleae (olive fruit fly), 1849 nucleotides long. RefSeq names its product hexokinase type 2. The record is from RefSeq and is a predicted model, not a curated record. Gene Ontology annotation, cellular component: mitochondrion; cytosol. Gene Ontology annotation, biological process: glucose metabolic process; glucose 6-phosphate metabolic process; carbohydrate phosphorylation. NCBI's taxonomy places the organism in Eukaryota, Metazoa, Arthropoda, Insecta, Diptera, Tephritidae. Gene Ontology annotation, molecular function: fructokinase activity; D-glucose binding; ATP binding.